AUGAAGGCCGUCCUCCGCUCCCUGCGCGGCGUGAAGGGGCGGCUGCGGGGCGAGUACGAGAAGGCCUUCGUGCCGCAGUCGCUGCCCGAGGUGCUGGGGCUCUACGUGGAGUACUCCCUACUCUGGUGGGACCCCCUGCGGCUCUGCUGCCCCGGGCCGGGGCCGGGGCCCGCGGGCCGCCGCUGGGGCCCCGCCGAGGCGGUGGACGUCACGGAGCUGGAGGGCUUCGGCUGGUUCGAAGACCUGGCCGCGUUCACGGAGCUGUCUGGAGAGGACGACCCGGACAAGGACCUGGUGCCGCAGCUCGUGCAGCGCUGCGUCUUCCCCGAGGUGGCCCGUCGGCUGCGCGAGUGCUGGGACGUGACGUCGGAGGGGCAGAGCCGCCGGGUGGCCGCGCUGCUCGACGAGUGCCUGCUCUUCGAG
This is a messenger RNA of Prorocentrum cordatum, 423 nucleotides long. The record is from the annotation of a GenBank genome assembly. NCBI's taxonomy places the organism in Eukaryota, Dinophyceae, Prorocentrales, Prorocentraceae.